AUGUCCAUCCCCACCGAGCUGCACCUCCCCUCCUCCGCGCAAGCGACCACCUCUGCGUCGUCCUCCACAAACGCCAAUGCAGGCCAGCCGACGGUGCAGAGCGAAGUCAAGAGGUUGACGGACAAGCGCAAAGGCGUGGAGGAGCAGUUGGAGGCGUACUUUGGUGUGCUCAAGUCGAACAACUGCACGAUGGACACUCCCCUCGUCGACCGCGAAGGCUUCCCCCGCUCCGACAUCGACGUCGCAAGCGUCCGAACCGCACGCGUCCAAAUCAUCCGUCUGCGAAACGAUUUGAAGGAUGUGUUGGGUGAGAUGGAGGGGCUGGUACAUCGGGGGUUGCCGAGAGGGGAGGAAGGGGCGAAUGGAGCGGGUGAGGAGGAUGAGCGGAAGCAGGACGGGGAGGAGGAGGGGGAUGGAGUGAAGCCGUUUGCCAAGGUGGAUGCGGUCGCGCCUGGUUCUCCGGCAGAUGCAGCGGGCCUGAAACGCGAUGACCUCCUCCUCGCGCUCGAAUCGGUUGUCGCCUCGAACCACGACAACCUCCGCGCUGUCGCAGCGCUCGUCGGGCGGUCGGAAGGCGUCGCUUUGAGCGUUACGGUACGGCGGGAAGCGCAGACGAUGAGGCUUAGCUUGACGCCGAGAGAGGGAUGGGGCGGACGGGGGCUGCUAGGCUGCCACAUCGUUCCUUACACCGCAUGA
Molecule: messenger RNA, 696 nt
Organism: Rhodotorula toruloides NP11
Lineage: Eukaryota; Fungi; Basidiomycota; Microbotryomycetes; Sporidiobolales; Sporidiobolaceae
Product: 26S proteasome non-atpase regulatory subunit 9
Exons: 4
Coding region: 1-696 (231 amino acids)
Biological process (GO): proteasome regulatory particle assembly
Cellular component (GO): nucleus; cytoplasm
Molecular function (GO): protein binding
Source: RefSeq, a predicted model, not a curated record